Molecule: messenger RNA, 2304 nt
Organism: Neocloeon triangulifer
Lineage: Eukaryota; Metazoa; Arthropoda; Insecta; Ephemeroptera; Baetidae
Gene: Sirt7
Product: NAD-dependent protein deacetylase sirtuin-7
Exons: 5
Coding region: 184-1650 (488 amino acids)
Molecular function (GO): NAD+ binding
Source: RefSeq, a predicted model, not a curated record
ACCGUCGAUGGGGCUUUAAAGGUCAAUGGCCCGAGGCAGUCGAGCGAUGAUCGACGCGCCCGCCACCUGCAGGCCGAUCCGCAAGUUGACAUGCAAAACAAAACAAAAAGCUCCAAAACUGCAAUGAAAUUCGCAACAACUAUGGCCUCUGCGGCUCUGCAACUGGGAAUUCUGUGUUAAAUAAUGGACGAUAAUGGUGACAGGGAGGCCAAAUACUCUCGAAGAAGGGUCGAGGAGGCGCAGAGUUUGUGGCUGAAGCAGGAGAGGACCGCUUUGUACAAGAAGGUCACGGCGAUUCUGCAAAAAGAUGAGACGGAAAGGACGCAGGACGAAAAGGACGUUCUUCUGGGCUGCGACGAAGUUGCCCAGGAGGUGUCAAAAAGGCUUAAGAGACAGCAGCAGCUGAAGUCUCGGAUAGAGGAGGUUGAAGAUCCACCAUCGGCCCUUGAGGAGAAAUGCCGCCUUUUGGCAGGAGCGAUUGCAAAGUCUCGAAAUUUGGUCGUGUACAGUGGAGCUGGAAUCAGCACGGCAGCUCGCAUUCCUGACUACCGAGGUCCGAAUGGGGUGUGGACUCUUCUGCAGCAGGGCAAGGACGUCGGUUCACACGACCUCAGUCUGGCAGAGCCGACGCAGACACACAUGGCACUGAGUCAGCUGUAUCACUGCGGCAGGCUCAAGCACGUCGUUUCUCAAAAUUGUGAUGGACUGCAUCUGCGGUCAGGACUGCCAAAGAAAGCGCUCUCCGAAGUUCACGGAAAUAUGUACUUAGAGGUCUGCCGAUCCUGCAAGCCCCCUCGGGAAUACCUCAGGCUGUUUGACGUUACGGAGCGGACGGCCCGGUUCAACCACAAGACCGGUCGACUCUGCCACAUGUGCGGGGAGCCCCUUCAAGACACGAUCGUCCACUUUGGUGAAAGAGGCUCUCUGCAAUGGCCCCUCAACUGGCACGCGACCACCAAUGCUGCCAGAACGGCCGACGUCAUUCUUUGCCUCGGCUCGAGCUUAAAAGUGUUGAAGAAGUAUCCGUGGUUGUGGUGCUUGGACAUGCCUGUCAAGAAAAGGCCUCUCCUCUACAUCGUCAAUCUGCAGUGGACGCCAAAGGACGACCAGGCCACUCUCAAAAUUAAUGGCCGAUGUGAUGAAGUGUUCCUGAAAGUGAUGUCACACCUGAAGAUCCCCAUUCCCGAGUACAACCGACUCUUGGACCCCAUCUUCACUCACGCCACCCAUUUGCACCCUUCCGAGUUGCGCACCACCAGCCGUCCCUUCUUGCAAGGAGCAGAGCCGGUGAAGACAGAAGUGAAAGAAUCUCUGCCCGCAGUCAAAGAGGAAUCGCCAGCCGCCUCAGAUCUCAAUCCCAGACUAGAUUUUGCUGUGCAUCAGGGUCAGUUUGUGCAGCGGGAACACAAUUAUUGUGUGGACGAUGACAAGAAGUUUGAGUGUCACUUUUGUUGGAUCAAUUUUUCCUCGGCCGAAUGCUUCUUUUAUCCAAGUCGUCAGUUGACGGAAAAAGCAAUUUUGAGCGAUUUGAGUUCCGAAGAAGAAGAAAAUUCGGAUGAAGGUCCCUCCAACACGAAGAAGUGUGCAAACCCUGGUUGGUUUGGCAAAGGGUAUAGGAAAACUUGUAAAAACAAAAGGAAGAAAGUUUGAACACCAAUGCGGAACAGCUUAAUAAAGCGCCGUUAUUUUUUGCUAUUUAUUUAAUAUACGCCAACAAGUAUUGAUGUACAUUCCAUUUUUUUAACGAUGCUAUAAAGAAGCAUUUUUUUGGUAGCUUUUCAAAAUCAGGCAGUGCUAAACCAAUUUUUAUUAUAAUAUAUGUUUUCACAAAUUUUGGGUCACAACUAGUAUUAAUAGAGUGCUUUGUAAUAGGUCAAAUCAAUAAUAAUAUAAUUAAUUAUGUAUUCAUUCAGCUGUGCAGUAACGCGUACCUGUUGAUUUGGAUUUCCAUUUCAGCUCCAUAAUAGUAAUAAUUACUUGGGUGAUGCAUGAAUUAUAUCAAUUAUAUACUUUGCUCAACUAAAUGUUAUCCGGCUUCAUUGAUUCUUCCUUUGCAGUAUAAUUACUCCGUAAGUAAAAUCCACCCAUGCUCUGUUCAUGAUACUCAGGCUAAGCAAUUGUCGUUACUUAAUAAGCAGAUAUAUAUGUAUUUUGAUUGUGUUGAGAAUUCUGAGUUUAUCUGUCUUUGUGAGAAAAAGGGUUGCUUGUUGCCGUGAUUUGAUGUACAGUAUUAUCUGUCUGUGUUCUCUUUUGCAUACCGAAUAAACAUCUGAAAAUUUUCUACGGAAGAUAUACCUAAUAUAA